Messenger RNA from Hypoxylon trugodes, 2010 nucleotides. Its product is annotated as glycoside hydrolase family 127 protein. Gene Ontology annotation, biological process: carbohydrate metabolic process. NCBI's taxonomy places the organism in Eukaryota, Fungi, Ascomycota, Sordariomycetes, Xylariales, Hypoxylaceae. The coding region runs from base 1 to 2010 and encodes 669 amino acids. The record is from RefSeq and is a predicted model, not a curated record. The transcript is spliced from 5 exons.
AUGUCGCACCCCCAGACCCUCUUCCACCAAACCGAGUUCCACGGCCCCUCAGUCCUACGCUCGCGUCGCACGACGGUCAGUCGGUCAACAGCACACGCGCAGCUUCGCAAAUUGAAGGAAACUGGUCGUUAUGAGUGCUUUAGUCUGAAAAAGCAACCCAUAUACGACGAUCGCAGUCGGUGGCCUUGCCCCGCGCCGGUGUACUGGGAUAGCGAUGUCGCGAAGUGGCUUGAGGGUGCUUGUUAUCUGUUGAGUGAUGAGUAUGAUGCGGAGAUUGAUGCGGCGGUUAGGGAGAUCGUGGGGAUGAUUAGGGGUGCUCAGCAGGAGGAUGGGUAUUUGAAUACUUGGUUUACGAUUGCAGAACCCGGGAAGAGGUGGACGAAUAUUAGGGAUCAGCAUGAGUUGUAUUGCGCUGGUCAUUUAAUCGAGGCGGCGAUUGCUCAUGGCAAUUAUUACAAGAAUAACCUCUUGAUCGAGCCGAUCGAAAAGUAUGUGAAGCAUAUUAGCACGGUUAUUGGCCCAGGCCCGGAUCAGAAACAUGCCUAUCCAGGCCACCCCGAGACGGAGCUCGCGCUACUACGUCUGUACACAGCGACGGGUAACCAAACUGCGUACGAGUUGGCGAAGUAUUUCAUCGAAGAGCGCGGUAAUCAGAAAGGUCAGGAGGGAAUGUCGUACUACGACUGGGAGGCGAAGCAACGGGGAGAUAGCCCAUGGUUGCACCCAGAUAGCUAUCAAAUGCAUGACAGCCACUGGUACAACCAAGCCCAUGCGCCAAUUCUUGAGCAGAAGUCCGUCGAGGGACACGCCGUCCGAGCGAUGUAUCUCUUCACUGGGGUCGCUGAUCUGCUAUGCCUGGAUGAACUUGGCAUAAAAUCCUAUGUGCAUAAGGAUAAAUAUUUUGAAGCUCUAAGUGGACUAUGGAAUAAUAUGGUCGACAAAAAGAUGUACCUCACGGGAGGAAUCGGAUCAAUGUGGCAAUGGGAAGGCUUUGGUAUCGAUUACUUUUUGCCCCAAGGCUCCGAUGAAGGAGGUUGCUAUAACGAGACCUGUGCGUCAAUCGGCGUUAUAAUGUUGGCGGAACGUCUAUUACAUCUUGAUCUUAACUCCAAAUAUGCCGACAUUAUGGAGCUAUGUCUUUACAAUGCAGUGAUGACAGGUUUGAGCCUGGACGGAACCGCUUUCACAUACGUAAAUCAAUUGGCGAGCUCGGAGGCCGACGGGAAUCGCCGAGAGGACUGGUUUGAUACAUCAUGCUGCCCACCGAAUGUUAUGCGGCUGUUUGGCUGCCUCGGAGGAUAUCUUUGGGAUUACGGAGGCAGCGUGAAGGAUGCCUACGUCAACGUGCAUCUCUAUACGACAGCCAAGGUUACGUUUCAAGUAGAAGACCAACAGAUCGUACUAGAACAGAAGUCGAAUUGGCCUUGGGAAGGUAACAUAAUGUUCCAGCUGCAGGCGCCGAUAUUCGUGGCUGUUACAGUCAGGCUGAGGAUCCCUUCCUGGGCGCGAAACCAGUUCACGCUCACUCCAAGUUACAAAGCUGCAAAACUGGAAAAUGGUUACUUGGUACUCCCUCCUCCGUACACAGCGGCGAAUAGGGCCUUCUCGAUCCAGAUCGACGGGUUCAAGCCCCGAUUCAUCUCCCCACACCCAUACACCAAUCAGAAGACCUCUACAUUAGCGCGCGGUCCGUUAAUUUACUGCGUGGAGGACGUCGAUAACCCUUGGGAGCAGGACCACUUCCGCAACGUCGGGAUUCAAUCCGACUCUGAAGUUACCGAGAAGGAAGAGGAGAUUGACCAAAUAGGGGAACGCUACGUCGCCCUCCGAUCGGUUGGGUGGAUCCGUAAGAUAGAUGAUCGGGCCGAGUCAAAGUCCGGUAUCGAACCCGACUCAUCACUCCCUCAGACGGUUAUGACGGAGAAGAAGGACCUGACGUUCGUGCCUUACUAUCUCCGAGCAAACCGUGGUGGCAGGGGUCACAUGAGGGUUGGACUUCUGAGACAAUAA